AUUUACAAUAGAUAGUAGUGUCCGAGUUCGGUUGCAUUGUUGUAUGUUCGCCUAUGUAUGGCUUCGCAGUGUAUCAUGUGACAGGUCUGUAUCGAUCAGUUCGGACGAGCUACUAAGCGCGCGCAACGUCACCUGUAUGCUUUAUGCGUCCAUGUGUUGACCUUGUAUAUAUAUCCUCACAGACACGAACGUCAGGCUUAUAUAGACAUUCGGGCGCCCAGUAGGUCUGCUAUUCACCUGGGUGUAGGUCUGAAAAGCAGUCAAUCGUGGAUACAAAGUUAAGGCAUAUACAAGCGCACGAACGCUCACUUUUGCCCACAGGCACCACACCAUACAUAUCUGCCUCGCAAGUAGAUGCAUGAAGUAUAGUUCAGUAAACUGUAUACAGUCGAUUACUCUUGUGCUUCAGACUUGUGUUUGAAGUACAAUGGCGCCUGACAAUAGCACAGCCGUCAGUCGGCCACGCGCGGGCAGCCAUGGGUCUAUAUCACUGCCGAAAUCCAAGACACAUGAGCCCCACGCGAAAGAAGAAGGGACGGCGCAGCAGACACGCGGGCUAUCCAUAGGCAGUGAGAUACGUGUGAGCUAUGCUGAGGACCAGAACUCCUACGCUGAUGCAAGUGGGUGGUCCUUGCGUGAACAGCUCACACUCACACAGGCAGCGUAUCGGUGUGGUGUUGACGAUAUGGCGACUGUGAGCAGGUUAAUGCGCAAGCUGCGUACGUCAGAUCGACCGUCGCACUUCUUCUCUGUUAAUAGCUGUACGUCGCAGAUGAAGCAUCUCGAGAAGAUCGCGGCGAUUGUGCCAGCUAAAGCCAGCACACACGUGGCCAGUGCGGCGAGUGCUGUGAAUGGGUCUAAAGAAACAGGUGGAUUAGAACGCUCGCUGUCUGUCGGUGGAACUGAGUCGAGUGCGAUGGUAUUGGAGCUUUCGAAAAGACUGUACCACGCGCGGAUAGCGGAGAUUAAGCUGACACUGGCGGCGGAUCGAGAGGAGUACAAAGCUCUGGCUAAUGAUAUAGACAAGAUAAGGGAAGGCGUGCAUGACCAGGAAUUAGACACUAUGAUACAAGGCAUGCACGCUGACGGGGUCUACCUGCCGCAACAACCCAUAGCAAGCACAACAUUAAAACUAUCAACCAACGGCGUGCAUAGAACUUGUGUGCUUGAUCCUGCGCUGAGCCAGCCUUCAAUAGAAAAUCCGCUUGCGGAGGUCCACAGCUCACGACGGAAUGUUUCCGAGUCAUGUGAUACCUUCGGGCACGGUCAGGGUAAAGGGAAGGGUAAAGGAAAGGGCGCGAUGCUAAAGGCCCACGCAGCCCAUGGAAAUCACACAACACCUGUGGAGCCGUCGAUUACUGUCAAAUUGGACCAUCAGUAUACUAAGCUCCAGAAGCCAAGCACGCCAGCGGCAACUACCGAACCAUUCGAGGAAGAUCCAGACACGCCGAAGGCUGUUAGUACCUUUUCCGGUAGGAAAGCAUCCAAGGAAAGUGUUGGCACGGCCAAACAUAGACACCAUAGGGCAAACUCGAGGGGCCCCAAGGCCAAAACUCCGCCGGCACCUCCAAUCACUGCACUUUCGCGUACCACUCGGUCGAAAGGUGAAGCCGCUUCAGUUACAGAUAUCAUGCGAGAGAUGGAGGUCACGUCAGCAGCUAGGCUUCCGACAUCGUUCGGGCGGUUGCUCAUUAAUAAAACAAGCCCCGGGCUAGCAGGAGAAACUACCUCUGUUAGUGUACCUGCUGCCCAUGUUCCUGAAAACAGUACAGAUAAAAGUGAAGACACUUCUGUAGCUGUCAGUGGGUUAGAUUCGGUUACUAUUAUACCUGCCCAGCCAUCGACAGAGCGUUUGAACAAAACAAUAGUGGAUGCCAAAGAGGCAGAAGAGUCGGUGGGGAUCGUCAAGAACAAGUCUGUAGAACUUGAGAAGGUCGAUACACCUGCAUCCAUACCAGCGAAUGAGAGUACGACCGAACCAGGCGCUGCUCGGACGCCACAACAAAGUACGAGAACCAAAGCACACGAUGCUCAAAUUGAGAUUCCUGGUAGUGACAAUCACUCUAUGGGUAGAAUAGGCGACUUAGAGCAUCGUAAGGACGAAUUGUCAUACAAUGCUAUCGUCGCCUCUAAACCCUCAGGUGAAAAGGUCCACGGUAGAAUUCCUGAUAAGAGCUCAAACAUAGGGAAUUUGCAAGAAGAUGUGUGGGAUGCUGAUGAUAGACGUGUGUUAGAUGAAGACGAGAUUGUUGGUACGUUGAGCGAAUCGAGUCCAACACGCCCGUCCGAUACAACAGCUGCUACGGUUACAGAUGAGAAUGCUGGUCAACGUGAUGUUUCCGAUCGAGAGCCGCUCAAACCGGGUCUUCAAAUUGGAGAAACGAAUGCUAAAGAUGCUGAAAAAGAUGUGCCGGAUGCCCUUGAACCCAUGGCUUUGGAUACCAACUUGAAAAGUUGUCCUGGGGUGAAUGUAGAACGAUCCUUUGCCGCCAUUGAAGCACUGAGCGUAGCAUCAGAGGAUAUGGGGUCACAAUUAUAUACAGAUAAGGGUCUGGACAGGGCGAUGAAUGUUGACGAUAGUACGAUCAGCGAAAGCGCGAGCAAGGUCACAUCGAGUGCAGAAAACGUGCGGCAAGGUGAAUCGGCCAGGAAAACCGGAGCUAUGAGUGACAAUGACACAGUACGUAGCGAGACCCACCGGAACGGAUUCAGGAAAGAACGAAUGAGGAGGACAAGUGGUACUGUCAGUGAUGGAGAAACUGAACGUGAUCGCCGUAUCAGGGAGGGCGACAGUGGCAAGAUGGAAGAUCACGGUCGUGAGAGUGACCCAAUUGUCAGGAGUGAGAUUGUCAGGCGAUCGGAUCUGGGCACACGCAGAGGUGGCAGUGAGCUGAGAGAUGACAGUUCGCGCAAAACCGAUUUCGGUCGGAGAGACUCCUCCGCAUAUAGGCGAAGUGAAAGUGGUCGGAAGAGUCUUAGCCUGAAGAGGCACGAAAAGGAGCGACGCACGGAUUCCCGACAUAGAGUAGACCUCGGUCGCAGAAGUGAUGCGGAUCGCCGUAGUGAGCUGGACCGUUGCACUUCGUCGCGCACGGAUUUGGGUCGCAGAUCUGAUUCUCAGACCGAUCGAAGGAUUGAGCCUAGGCGUAGGAGUGAGACCGAACGCACGCGGGACACCGAAAGGAUCCGAGAUGCCGAGCGGACCCGCGAAAGUGACCGCGCUAGAGAUACUGAUAGAACACGAGAGUCUGACCGAACUCGAGAAGCAGAGCGUAUGCGUGCUGGAGAUCGUGAUCGCACUCGUGAUGGUGACAGGAAACGUGAUACUGAUCGUAUCCGUGAAACAGAUAGGAGUCGUGAGGUUGAGAGGACCGACCGAACUCGUGAUGCUGAUAAACCUGAUCGUGAUGCUGAUAGGAACAGAGCGAGCAGUCGAUCACGAGAUGCUGAAAGGAGUCGUGACAAUGACAAGGGUAGAGAAUUGGAAAAAAUGCGCGAUGCGAACAGAACUCGGGAUACUGAACGGACGCGUGCGACUGAUAAAACCCGUGAAACUGACAGAAUACGUGAGUCUGAUAGAACUCGCGAAACAGAAAGGGCACGCGAGGCUGAUAAAGUACGCGAAGCCGCGAAAUCACGCGAGGCUGAGAGGGCGCGCGAUGGGGUGAGAUCUCGGGAAGCUGAGCGUGCCCGGGAAGUCCAAAGAUCGGGCGAUAAAGAUCGAUUGCGGGACAGUGAUCAUGGUCGUGAAGGUGAUAGAGGCCAAGGUCGAAACCGUGAUAGUGAAAGUGAACGUAAUCGUGGGGGAGACCGUACCCGCGACGGCGAUAGGAGUAGGGAUCGUAGCCGUGAAACAGAUCGCAGUCGAGAUGCAACUCGAGCUUCGGAGGGGGAUCGUACUCGCGAGAAUGACAGAAGUCGCUUAAUAGACCGUCCUCGCGAAGGUGAUCGGAGAAAGUGCGAAAGUGCGAGAAAAAGCGAAUUUGAGAGAGCCCGUGAAGUUGACCGCUCAAGGGAUGAUACGAAAAAGGCGGAGGCUGAGCAGACUCGAGAUUCGGCGAGAAGCCGGGAUGGGUACAAUAGGAAGGCUUACGAUGGUGAUCGUAGCAGGGAAGCCGACCGCACUCGUGCAGGAGAUCGACGGCGUGAGAGUGCCCGCAGUAUCGUUGGUGACGCUAAGCGCGAUACUGAGCGCAGUCGCGAGUCGUCGCGAAGAGUGGAUUCUGAUAAACCCCAUGAGAGUGAGAAAAUAACGGACGCGUCCAAGAUGAGCGAGGCCGGCAAUGAUUCGGAAGACACGAGAACGAAAGAGUCUUUAAAUGAAACUGUGACAAAGAGACUAGAGGGCAGCUCAGACAGGGGUUCGAAUGAUGGAAGAAAAGACAGUCCCGAAGCGACGCGGAGUGUGACAGGUGACUUCGAGACUCCUGGAGAAAAGCCGGGACGAAAGCUAGCAAAUGAACCGACAGGCGUAGAUUCAGAACCUGUCGAUAAUAAGAAGACAGGCCACAAAGUAUCGGACAGUAGUGAUUCUGAUGAUUCGAAUGCUAGCGAGAAAUAUGAUCCACAGGCACUGAUAACUGCAAAGGGUGUAGUCACGAAUGCCAAAAACGACGACAUGGCAACCCUCAAAUCGAAGAUCAGUGUCGAGGCCAGUGCCAGAUCUAGUUCCAGUAAAUCCCCAGAAACUGUCGAUGCAACCGACGAAAAGGAUCAGGGCAAGAUUGGCAUCUCGCUUGAAGCAGAGACCGGUGGUCAACACAUAAGGGUCGAAGGAGACAACGAUACGGAAAUCUCGGAGACCGCGGCGGGAGCAGAAAACAAAGUGGGUAUCGCGAUGGGUGACGAUGGCGAUAGUAAAAUUAUUUCAGGGGGCUAUAAAAAGAUGAGCAAGGACUCUAAAACGCUUGACUCAAUGUCCAUAGACAGUAAUCUCGCAGUAAAAACUACUCCUGCACUUGAGGAUGCCAUUGGGCCAAGCGCAAGCGAUGACAAGGCUGUGACUGAUGUAGAAAAUAAGCCGGAGAGCGACCUAGAGAAAUCGGAAAGCGACAAGGAAACGCCGCAGAAGAAAAAAAAGAAGACGAAGAGCAGAAAAGUGAAGUCAGAGACUACAAAGGAAGUUUCAGAUAGUGUGGAGGAGGAAGUGGAAAGUAAGGAAGAGGUAGUGGGCAACGGAAAGAAUCAAGGAAAUGAUAGGAAAAAUGCAGCCGAACAGGAUAACAAGGCGGGGAAGCGCAAGCAGUCCGAUGUUAGGGAUGAAUCAUCAUCGCCUAUUUCAUCAUCGUUGGCUGAGGAGAAGACUGAUGAGCCUGUCGCGGGCAGUGUUAUUGGGUUGAAGAAUUUACCCGAAGCAACCGACCAUAAAAUUGAGAAUGACGAUCCAAAACUGGCAAAUGAAAAUAAGCCAGCAGUGGAUUUGAAAGAGAGGACGCGAUCAGGAAGUACUAAGCUUUUGACCGGAAGUGCGGUAGACAGCCCGCUCGCGAUGACGGCAUCCGGGAAACGAUCGGCCUCGCGUCAACUGGAGCCAAACCCCGAACGAAACACAUCCGCAAGAUCCACCAAGGAUUCUUCAUAUGUCGACAGGGAACCUGAGAGCCGGGAGUCUAGCGAAGGGCUGCCUUUGGGCCGAACGUCCGGUCGUAGUACAGCACAUGGCAGUGAAGACGAGAUUAACAAGGAUACAAAGAAAGGUAAACGGCCAGGCAGAGGGAAGAGAAAACUCGUCGAUGAAGAUAAGGGCGAGAGUGAUGCGAGCGAAGAAGAUGCAAAGCCAGCUGCAACAGCGACCGCUCCCGUUACCAGAGGGAGAGGCAGGGGUAGGGGCAGACCGCGAGGUAGCACACGUGCGCUUGCGCCUGCGGCCAGAACUAUAGCGCGUACCGCUCCCGCCGUGGAGACAGAUCCGGACAGCGAUAGUAUGACAAGCACGAGAGGGCGAGGCGGCACUGUGAAGCGAGGAGAGAAGCGUGCGAAAACCAAUCUAGGUAGCAAGAAGGCCAAGGCCAGCUCACCGAAACAUAUUGGAAAGUCGACCACUUCUGCGAAGCAUCAAAGAUCUAAUCCGCAAUCGCCAGCAGUCAAGGCAGAGCCACAAUCCGGUGACGAAGAUGAGUCUGACUCUGGGAUAGCAGCCAAGCGUCAGAAAACAAGGAGGAGGCUGCUAAUGGGAGUUUUGAGAGACAUAAUGAAUCAUAAAUACGCAAAUACCUUCCUCAAGCCUGUGAAUCCAAGAGAGGCGUUCAAUUACACGAAGAUUGUCAAGAGACCAAUGGACCUGAAUACGAUCAAAAAGCGUUUAGAUGAUGGGACUAUCUCAACAACAGUGGAAUUCCGCCGCGACCUAAUGCUAGUAUUUACCAAUGCCAUGAUGUAUAACGAGUCCGGGCAUGACGUGUAUAUAAUGGCUCAUGAUAUGAAGGUAGAUGUUACAGAGCAACUGCAAAUGUUCAUGACCACCGCGCACCUUGCUGAAGACGGAAGGCAAUCUACACUGAAAGACAAGAGCGAGGAGGAAGAUAGUGACGAGGACAGACCGAUACUCACGAGCCGCCGCUCUACGAGGCCUGGUAACCUCUAGAGGCAUUAGCCUUGUCAUCCGUUUCCUUUAUUUAUCGUGGCGAAGUGAAAUUGAAAUAAAUAGCUAUCAAAUAC
Messenger RNA from Sphaeroforma arctica JP610, 6657 nucleotides. RefSeq lists its product as hypothetical. NCBI's taxonomy places the organism in Eukaryota, Ichthyosporea, Ichthyophonida. Gene Ontology annotation, molecular function: protein binding. The record is from RefSeq and is a predicted model, not a curated record. Gene Ontology annotation, cellular component: NuA4 histone acetyltransferase complex. The transcript has 9 exons. The coding region runs from base 428 to 6583 and encodes 2051 amino acids.